Molecule: messenger RNA, 673 nt
Organism: Moneuplotes crassus
Lineage: Eukaryota; Ciliophora; Spirotrichea; Euplotida; Euplotidae
Source: the annotation of a GenBank genome assembly
AUCAAGGAUUUUCUAAAAGGAAAAGCCUCAUGAGAGCCUUAAUGACCAUCAUGGUGGUCAUUGUCUUUGUUAACAGUGCUAGAGCAGUCCAUGAAAUCUUCCUAGAUGAUGGAGUUGAACUAAGACAAUACAUUAAAGACUACAACCACAAUAUCUCUGUCACGGUGUGGUUCAAGCACUUGAGGUUCGACAGCGAGCAAAAUAAGAGAAACUUGAUGGCUACUGCCUCUCUCCAGAAGGCUAUUGACAACUUCCACAGAAACAGUGGCAUUGUCUAUGCUGAGGCUGAUCUCUCUGAGUACAAUCCAGAUAAAGCAGAUUCCUUCGAGUUUAUUGCCUAUCAAUGGCACAUUAAUGUCAGGCAUCUCAAUGAAGGCCCAAUGAUCAUGGUACUUAUGGAAGGAGAUGGAGAAGUCUUCUGGGCAUCUGAUGAUGUCCCGAUCAUUGUUCUCCUUGAAAAGGUCGAUGCUGCUAUUGGAAGAUUAGAGAAGAAUAACUUAGGCAUAGAACCGGAAAAAGCUAUGAUUACCAUUGACGAAUCUGAUAUUAGCGAGUUUGAAAGACUUAAUCCUUGGAACAAGCAUAAGGAUAUUCCUCUACCACAGGAACAUCAAAAGGCCAAGCCUAAAUUUAACCUCAAGGAGCCAGAGAAAUCAUUUGUCUAAGCUUAAUU